Molecule: messenger RNA, 1014 nt
Organism: Cyprinodon tularosa
Lineage: Eukaryota; Metazoa; Chordata; Actinopteri; Cyprinodontiformes; Cyprinodontidae
Gene: six9
Product: SIX homeobox 9
Exons: 3
Coding region: 227-919 (230 amino acids)
Biological process (GO): regulation of transcription by RNA polymerase II
Cellular component (GO): transcription regulator complex; nucleus
Molecular function (GO): RNA polymerase II cis-regulatory region sequence-specific DNA binding; DNA-binding transcription factor activity, RNA polymerase II-specific
Source: RefSeq, a predicted model, not a curated record
CUUCAAAAUAUGAGCAAAGGUGUGCCGGCUCAUGUUUGCACAAGAGAUGAGGGGAUCUCUGGUGUGUUAUUAUAACCCUGAUGGGCUCAGGUUUCCCGUGCGAGGGUAUGAUGAUGUUCAGUGCCAACGCACAUGCAGGUUAAUUUAGUUUUGUUUCAUCUGUAAAGAUCCAUAGAGGCUUCAGCUCUCAGAGGAGUAGACUGUAGAGGCGCUUUCUUUCGGAGGGAUGAUCUUCACAGCGGAGCAGAUCAUUUGUGUCUGUGAGGUUCUGCUGCAGGGUGGUAGCAUGGAUCGUCUUGCCAGCUUCCUCUGCACUCUUCCUCCCUCUUCUUCUUCAUGCCUUGCGGAGCUGGAAAGCGUCCUGAGAGCCAAGGCGGCGGUGGCCUUUCACCAAGGGCGCUUCUCAGAUCUCUACACCCUGCUGGAGGGCUUCCCCUUCUCCCCACGCAGCCACCCGUUCCUGCAGGAGCUCUGGCUGCAAGCUCACUACGCCGAGGCCGAGAGGCAGAGGGGUCGGCCCCUGGGGGCCGUGGGGAAGUAUCGGGUUAGGAGGAAGUUUCCUUUACCCCACACUAUCUGGGAUGGAGAGGAGACCAGUUACUGUUUCAAGGAGAAAUCCCGCAGCGUGCUGAGGGAGUGGUACCACAGAAAGCCAUAUCCUUCCACCAGAGAGAAGAAGGAGCUGGCAGCGGCCACUGGUCUCACGUCCACUCAGGUCAGCAACUGGUUCAAGAACCGCCGGCAGAGAGACCGAAGCACCGAGAUUUCCAGUUUCCGAACUCCACUUGCUGGAGGGCCUUCAGGAGAAAUGUCUGACCAUGAAGGUUCUCCUCAAAGCAGACCUCUGCCUCGGAGACGCCGCCCCUCACCCCCACGCUUGUAUCACCCUCCUCUUCAUCACUUGUGCCAAGAAUAUUAGAAUUGUAUUGAAUUACAAAGCAAAACCCAGGACUUGCCUUAAACCAAACACGAGACAAUAAUCAGGAAGAAUGGGUUUCGUACAUAAAAGGGGGG